AUGUCUGAUAAAGCGCCAUAUGUCACUGCUGCAGCCGCAACGGUCGGCGCUCUCGGUGCCGCGUAUUAUGCUUAUAAUGUAUACCAGGAAUCGCGGAAACCAAAGCUGCCUAAUGAAUGGAAACAAGUCGGUACAAUUAAGGACAUUUAUGUAUACCCAGUCAAGUCAUGUGGCCCGGUUUUGUUAAAUAAGACUGAAUGCACUACUUUGGGCCUUAGGGAUGGCUGGCUCAGGGACAGAGUGUUAAUGGUAGUUGAUGAAAAGAAUAACUUUAUAACUGCCCGAGCUUACCCUGAGUUACUGCUCGUGCAACCAUCAUUAAAACGUUCAAUUCUUACCUUGAACCAUAGUGAUAUGGAGACACUUAAUGUUAAUUUGGCAGAGGUGAUAGAAAUUCAAAACCCUAAACCUGCUACUGUAUGGGGUGUAACUGUUCCGGUGUACGACUGUGGCGGGAACGCUAGUGAAUGGUUUUCACGAUUACUUAACCGGUCUGCCGACAACUUUAGACUGGUGUAUUAUGCUUCUAAUAAAAGCCGUGAAUUAAGAAAAUCUUCAAAAAAAUUCUAUAAUUUCACCAAAAAUGAUACCGGUGCUUUUCCGGAUGAGGUACCGUUCAAUUUGAUUAACGAAGCUUCCGUAGAUGAGCUUAAUAGUCGCCUGAAGGAUUACCAGGUUACGCCACGCAAUUUUAGACCGAACUUCGUCGUUAAUGGAGCCAAACCAUACGAUGAAGAUAAUUGGAAAUACGUUAAAAUCGGAGAAAACAUUUUUGAAAUCAUAAAACCUUGCACUAGGUGCGUUAUGACUACUAUUGAUCCUGAAACUGGCAUCCGUAAUGCUAAAACAGAGCCAUUGGAAACUUUAAAGAGUUAUCGUCAAAUAGCAGAGCCUGAAGAACGCAAGGCAGCAGGGAACUCACCUCGCAUGGGAAUACAAAUGUCGUUGCGCUCGGAGCCUGGCGGCGUUAUUUCUAUAAAUGAUCCCGUAUAUGUUCCACAAUAG
Parnassius apollo (apollo) is the source of this 1005-nucleotide messenger RNA. Lineage: Eukaryota; Metazoa; Arthropoda; Insecta; Lepidoptera; Papilionidae. The record is from the annotation of a GenBank genome assembly.